CAGGCCCGGCCGGAUCGGCAGAAGCCCGCCCAGGCCCGCCUGAGCAGCAGUGACUGAUUCCAGCUCAUUUACCAACCAUAUGAUUGCGGCGGAAACCUUCCUGACCCUUCGAGAUGCAACGGACCCGCCGGAUGGUCUCAUACCCUCGUCUCGAGGUCGGGUUGAUCGUAGUGACUAUGGAUAUGGAGGCAAUUGGGAUGGAUGAUGGCCGGAAACCCCCGAUUGUCUCAGUGACCAAGAUCGCCGCCUCGCUUUGCUCCAUUUCUGUCAUUCUUUUGCGGAUCCGGCACCCGCCCUGUCCUCGCCUCCGUCUUGUCAACAGAUCAGAUUCCAUGAGCACACCCACCAGCAAACAAAUCCUCGUCGCCAUCGACGACUCCGAGCACAGCAGCUAUGCUCUCGAGUUUGUCUUCACGCACCUCGUUGCCGAAGGCGACCGGGUCCACGUUGUCUCGGUUUGCAGGAUCAACAGCCUUAUCGACUAUUCCCUUCCGAUCCGGACGGAUCUUGCUGCUGACAUGGAAGGCGACGAGAUCCAGGAGCUGGCUUUGAACGAGGUCCGUGCCGAAGUCGUGCGGGUCUCGUCCAGACACCCUCACCAAUGCGAAGUAGUCAUCAAGAUCCUGGCGGGCGAUCCUCGCGAAGCAAUCCUGUCGUACGCCGACGAGAUUAUGCCCACGCUGAUUGUUGUGGGCAGCCGCGGCCGCUCUGCGAUCCAAAGCCUCCUCCUGGGAAGUGUGUCUGCGCAUGUUGUCCAUCACGCCAAGGCUCCAGUGAUGGUGGUGCGCCCGGUUGGCCGCUGAAUGCGGCCGGAUAUGUGUGCGAGGGCGGCUG
Messenger RNA from Polychytrium aggregatum, 834 nucleotides. RefSeq lists its product as uncharacterized. NCBI's taxonomy places the organism in Eukaryota, Fungi, Chytridiomycota, Chytridiomycetes, Polychytriales. The coding region runs from base 114 to 803 and encodes 229 amino acids. The record is from RefSeq and is a predicted model, not a curated record. The transcript has 4 exons.